UCAAGAUGUAAUAUUUUUUUUGUCAGAGGAAAUAUCCAAACCUAUGGCAGCCAUGCCAUGCUCAAAAGUCAAUUUCUUGGUUGUACGCCACAUUUUCUUUCAUCACGUCACGGUAUCAUCCCCAUCGUCUCUCUCUGCCUCUCUCUCUCUCUCUCUCCCCCAUUUUCCUUCUCAGACUCCCAAAUUUUUCAAGAAACGAUCCAAGACUCAGAGACCCAACACCCAUCAAUCCUCACCCCACCGCCACCAAGGCUUCGGUCUCGUUUUGUGAUCCAUGGCGGAUUACAGCUACAGUCACGACAGAUCAAAGUCCUAUGUAGGCCCCAACACGAUGCAGCUGCAGCGGUACUACGGACCACCACCGCCACAGCCGCGCGGUGACCUCAGGAGCUACAGUGUAUCAUAUGCAGAGACAGACAUGUGGGGCACUUACAGCAGCAACAACUUCAACAGGGACUUGAAGUUGAAGAAAGGGAAGAGCACGUCUGGGUCAACCUCAAAGUCGUGGAGCUUCACCGACCCUGAGCUGCAGAGGAAGAAGAGGGUGGCCAGCUACAAGAUGUAUGGGGUUGAAGGCAAGGUGAAAGGGUCUUUCAGGAAGAGCUUCAGGUGGCUUAAGGAUAGGUUGUCACUGUCGUUCAGGUAGUUUAACGACUGCUGCGACAUCCUUCAUUGUGAGUCGGUGUACCUCUUCGUGAAUAUUACCUAUUGAUGUCCGCGAACUCGGCGUUUUCUGUCUACCAAUUGUCAAAGUGAGUUAUCACGCAGCAACUCGAGGGACAAAUUCUUUUUGUUUUCGUUGAAUUAUCUGAUGGACACUAUUGAUUAAGUUCAGGGGGAUUCAUCAUAAGCAAGGUCUGUCUUUUUGGAGAGUUAGCUAUAACCGGGUAUCCUCCUGAGAACAUUGUGUCAUGUCAUCAAGUCUGGUGUAUACUGGUAAAUUAUCGAAUCGCGCUCUUUGCCUCUUUUGUUUCGCCGAGUAUAGUGGAACGUGUUCCAGCUAAUGUAUGUCUGUUUCUUCUCUUUUGCUCACACACGUUGGUGAAUAGAAUGUAAAACACUAGACAAUUUUGGUACAUGAUACAUCCCUAUGUAGUUAUGCAGUCUUUUCUCCCAACCUCAAAACUGUCUUGAAUCCCAUGUGCCUUUUGAAACUGA
This is a messenger RNA of Rhodamnia argentea, 1158 nucleotides long. RefSeq lists its product as uncharacterized. The transcript has 2 exons. The coding region runs from base 275 to 646 and encodes 123 amino acids. The record is from RefSeq and is a predicted model, not a curated record. NCBI's taxonomy places the organism in Eukaryota, Viridiplantae, Streptophyta, Magnoliopsida, Myrtales, Myrtaceae.